Molecule: messenger RNA, 7735 nt
Organism: Pangasianodon hypophthalmus (striped catfish)
Lineage: Eukaryota; Metazoa; Chordata; Actinopteri; Siluriformes; Pangasiidae
Product: zinc finger protein 271
Exons: 7
Coding region: 1002-4007 (1001 amino acids)
Molecular function (GO): protein binding; histone methyltransferase activity
Source: RefSeq, a predicted model, not a curated record
ACGAAGAAGACGAGGCGCUGCAGUUUUUCCAAUAGGAGACCUGAGCUUUCUGAUCCAUCUAUUCAGCCUUUAAUAUAAAUCUCUGUGGCAGGGUUGUACAAGGAAAAUUUAAUCGAAUUGAUUUCAAAAUAAUCAUUCCUUAUUCUAGCUGUGUUUCAGGAACUUGUCUCGGUCCUGCUUUAGUCAGAAAGGUGAGUUCAAUAAAAGCAUGAUAGCUAAAUCUACAUCCCAAGUGGAUUAAGUGUGCUACAUAGGAUGUGAAGGGGCAAAAUGGCGUAUGAAGUGCACUGUAUAAAUCUAUUAAUAAUGAGGCAUUCCGUUUCGGUAAGUUUGUUUUACAUAAAAAAAAAAAUUCUAAAAAAUCUGGUUUAUAAUAAUAAUAAUAACAAUAACAAUAAUAAUAAUAAUUUUGAUUAAUAGAUACAGAUGCCUUGAAAAAAACUGAAUUCACUCUUCUUUUAUACAGAGACGCAUUCGAUAAAAAACAACGGUUUAAAAUUUGAAUAAAUUUAACGGCGUUUUUCUAACGGAUUUUAUGUUGUUGUUUUUUUUGACGUUUGGAGAGCGCGCGCAGUGGGCGUGGCCAUGGUUCGCGUGCGUGCUUGACACUCAGCUGCAUUUGCCCAAAGUAGGUAAAAGGAGCGCGCGCUCUGCUUGUAAGUGCUGUGCCUAGAGUUUUGUAGUGCUUGUAACAUUAGACUUGUUUAUUUAUUUACUUAUUUAUUUAACAAAGAAGGUCUGUAGGUUAUUUAUAUUCAUAUUUAGAUCUCUUAUGAGGAAGCGAGAGGCGACAGCGGUGAGGGAAAGCUCGCUGAGGUGAACUUGAGGAGGAAACCUUGACAGGAACCAGACUCAACAGGAGGAACAUCCUCUCCUGUGACACCGGAUAGUGUGAUAAUAAAUCACCCCGCUUCUACAAAUGUAUACUGUGUAAAGAAACCCUAAAUAUGAAAAGCAGACAUUUCAUACAGUUUUAAACAAAAGGACUCCAGUGAACUGAGAUGGACGGCACUAUUUUCUGUCUCACUUAUCGGUUAAAUGAGUUAAAAACCCAUUUAAAAACUGCAGCUAAGUUUCAGUUUUUUCCUAAAAUUAUUAAUUUUUUAUCCAGAUCUCUUAUAAUGGAAGCAGCAGAGGGCAGACCAGGCUCUCAUGUUCGCUCACAGCUUUGCAAAGAUGUGCAGACAGAAACUUGUACAGAAUCAAAAGAAGGGAUAUCAAGCUCUCUGGGAGACAUUACCACUGUGGAUGAACAUAACGAAGGAUUACUGAAGAUUAUAAAAGUGGAAGAAUCUGAAAAUGAAGGUUACCUCGGUCAAGGGACAUCAAGCUCUUUGGGGCACGACAUCCUCGUGGACCAACAGAAGAAACAUGUUAAAGAAGAAGAGCCUGAAAAUGAUGAUGAAUACCUCUACUGUGAGGAUUGCAAGUCCUUCUUCAUCAACAAGUGCGAGUUGCAUGGUCCAGCUGUUUUCAUUCGUGAUACCACUGUUCCAGUGGGGGUCACCAAUCGAGCCAGACUAACCCUUCCGCUUGGUCUAGAAGUUCAACAGUCUAAUAUUUCUGGUGCAGGCUUGGGCGUGUUUAAUAAGGGGGAGACUGUUCCAGUUGGUGCACAUUUUGGGCCGUAUGAGGGAGAGCUGGUAGACAGAGAGGAAGCCAUGAACAGUGGCUACUCCUGGGUGAUAUACAGGAGCAGACAGCGUGAGGAUUACAUAGAUGCCAAGAAAGAGAUCCAUGCUAACUGGAUGAGGUAUGUGAAUUGUGCUCGUAAUGGUGAAGAACAGAAUCUUGUGGUGUUCCAAUACCGAGGAGGGAUUCACUACCGUUGCUGUCAACCCAUCAAACCAGGACAGGAGCUCUUGGUGUGGUACGGAGAGGAGUACCCCAGAGAUCACAGCCUUGAAUUCAACUGCCUCUGGAACAAAAAGUCUUCCAUAAAUGAAAUGAAAGAUGGUGUGGUGCAAGUCUUUUCCUGUUCCUGGUGUCACCUUUCGUAUACAUCACAAAUUUUUCUCCAGAAACACAUCAGAAGAAGCCACUGUAAGGAGGAUUUGAUGGAUUUGCCCACAAGAAGCUCUAGUAGUCAGCAAACUGGUUCUGGUACUCUCCACACCGUUCCUGAGCAAGAGCAGGAAGAAGUCAAACACUGUUCAGAUUGUGGGAAGAGUUUUACUCACUCAGGUGAUUUCCAAACACACCAGUGCAUUAACACAGAAGAAAACCUGUAUAAUAGCUCAUGGUGUGGAGAGAGUUUUACUCACCAGAAUGAUCUACAAGUAAACCAGCACAUUCAGGUAGGAGAGAACCUGUACCAAUGCUCAGAGUGUGGGAAGAGUUUUGCUUUCCAUAGUACCCUACAAAUUCACCAGCUCAUUCACACUGGAGAGAGGCCGUAUCAUUGCUUGCAGUGUGGGAAGCGUUUUAGACGACAGAGCAAUCUCCAAACACACCAGCGCAUUCACACAGGAGUGAAGCCUUAUCACUGUUCACAGUGCAAGAAGAGUUUUAGACGACAAAGUCAUCUUAAAACCCACCUGCGCAUUCACACCGGAGAAAAGCCGUAUCACUGCUCACAGUGCGGCAAGAGUUUUGCGCACCAGAGUUCUCUCCAAACGCACCCGUGCGUUCACGAAAGAGAAAAGCCGUAUCAGUGUGCACAGUGUGGGAAGAGCUUUACUCAACAGAAUCAUCUCGAGGCACAUCAGCGCAUUCACACCGGAGAAAAGCCAUAUCAGUGCUUACAGUGUGGAAAGAGUUUUACUCGACAAAGUAAUCUCCAAGCACACCAGCGCAUUCACACCGGAGAGAAGCCGUAUCACUGCUUACAGUGUGGCAAGAGAUUUACCCGACAAGGCAAUCUCCAAGCACACCAGCGCAUUCAUACAGGAGACAAGCCGUAUCAUUGCUUACAGUGUGGGAAGAGUUUUACCCGACAAAAUCAUCUCCAAACCCACCAGCUCAUCCACACAGGAGACAAGCUGUACCAAUGCUCAGAGUGUGGGAAGAGUUUUGCUUUUCAGCGUAAUCUCGAAAUACACCAGCGCACUCACACGGAAGAAAAGCCAUUUCGCUGCUCACAGUGUGGGAAGAGUUUUGCUCACCAGAGCAAUCUCCUAAGGCACCAACACAUUCACACAGGAGAGAAGCCGUAUCAUUGCUCGGAGUGUGGGAAAAGUUUCACUUACCACAGUAAUUUACAAAUACACCAGCGCAUUCACACAGGAGAGAAGCCGUAUCACUGCUCGCAGUGUGGGAAGAGUUUCGCUCACCAUUGUGCUUUCCAUGUACACCAGCGUCUUCACACAGGAGAGAAGCCUUUUCACUGCUUACAAUGUGGAAAGAAUUUUACUCAUCAGAGUCACCUCCGACAACAUCAGCUCAUUCACACGGGAGAGAAGCCGUAUUGCUGCUUACAGUGUGGGAAGAGUUUUAGACGGCAGAGUAAUCUCCAGAUACACCAGCGGAUUCACACAGAAGAGAAGCCGCAUUGCUGCUCAGAGUGUGGAAAACGUUUUACCCGAAAGAGUACUCUCCAAACACAUCGGCGCACUCACACCGGGGAGAAGACAUACAUCUGCUUACAGUGUGGGAAGAGCUUUCCUUACGAAAGUCACCUUCAAGUACACAAGCGCGUACAUACAGGAGAGAAGCCGUAUCACUGUUCACAGUGUGGGAAGAGUUUUGCUCACCAGAGUCAUCUCCAAGCUCACCAGCGCAUUCACGCAAAAGAGAAACCGCAUCACUGCUCACAGUGUGGGAAAAGUUUUAGUCGAAAAGGCACUCUCCAACUACACCAGCGCAUUCACACAGGAGAAAAGCCGUUUCACUGCUUACAGUGUAGAAAGAGUUUUAGACGACAGAGUCAUCUCCAAAUACACCAACGCAUUCACACUGGAGAGAAGCCGUAUCACUGCUCAGAGUGUGGAAGGAGAUUCCCACAUUCAAGUACACUAAAGACACACAAGUGUGUUAACAUGGAGCCAUCAGUAACUGUGGUUAUAUGAACACGAUAACUUCCAGGGGUGGUGAAUAUCACCUGGGUUCCUGCUUGUGGGCACGCAUGUCAAGAUCUUACAACAAUGUCCCAAAGUGACUUUGAUGUAGUAUUUGCUAUAAAUCCUGUUUUCCUACAGCCAUCACUCCAUGGAACCUUCUGUGCAUGUUCCCUCUGGAUGGGCAUUAGUUCAUGUGACAGGGAACCCAAACAUUUAUCUCGUGCUCAUAGAGCCACAGUUACAUAUGUUACUAGCAUUAUAUUUCACCCUUCUUAAUCUCCAUGGGUGGUGAAUAUUACAUGGGUAAUGUAUUCCGUGUCUUCAGGACCCAACCCAUCUUAGAACUGUCUGAAAAGGUGUGCAGAGAUGAUCACCACACUCACACCCUUGAGAGGGGUGAUGUGUAACCUGUAGAAGAACAUCUGGCCAGCCUGUAGGCCAUAACUCGGUGUGCAAUCUGAUGAUCAUCUCUGUCUAGUCCACAUAGUAUCUCAGGGUGAGUACUGGGUAUAACAAGGAUCACUAUGCAGUUUCAACCACCAGGUCACCAUCAAAUUAAUUGGCCAUCAGUUUGCUGACAAGUCAAUUUAGAGGCACCUAUUUCAGUUCAGCAUCUUGCAGGGACUCAAAUGGUGAGGUCUUAAGGGGCUCCAGUAGAAGGAGAUAAGGGGCUGGGCUCUUGGGGAUCAUAUACACAUUUAGCAUAUACUGGGACUUUGUGCUAUCCCUGGAGGAAGUGCACCGUAUCCAAAUUAGUGCACGCCAUUCAAGGAAUAAUUUACAUUUAAGAGUAUACAAGGAUCAUGUACUAGAUGUUCUGCCAUUCAGGAGUGUUUUCUGACUGCUAGGUUGCAGUCCUCCACUGCACUUGGCCAUGAAAUCCAAACCCACAGCCAUCAAUAACAUGGCUGAGGGUGCCAAAUCUCUGUUCCGUCCUUUUGCGACAGUGCUCAGGGAUGACGUCUUAAGGUCUUUGUGGCAUUUUUAGACUCUUUGGCCAAAUUGCUGAAUUCUGUGCAAUGUGGGCAGAAACAGUGUUAGUGAAGGAAAUGCAUAUAGUAGACAUUGAGGCCAGUCGUGGGCCAGUACACCCUGUUCCAGUGUCCGUGGUUACUAUGUCCAUGGUGUCUCUGAUGGGACAUCCAUACCAAGCAAACCCCAUUAUUGAGAAAAGUCUAGUGUCUCAAGCUAGCUAGAGUCUGUGGCCCUUUCACUGAGACAAGUACAUGAUAUGACGUGGUGUUGGGGUUUUAGCCACUGAUAACCCAUUUCUGGAAGUCCAGUUCCAACAGGCCCCAGGUUGCUACAGUCAGCGAAUCUGGUUUCUUCAACAGCAGCUGGCAUCACACAUAGUGUCCUGUCUGGAAUUAUUUGGCAAAGGUGAUAAUGUCUGCCACACAUUGGAAUGACAGUGUGGCUAGCAAUCUCAAUGAACAGCCUCAUGCCAAUGAAUUUUAUAGUCUGUUUCAGUGUUAGUGAGCUCUUUUCUCAGUUCACCAUGAGACCAAGCACUAGCUUUAUGUUGAAUGUCCUGGAUGGACAUCUCAUGCUCUCUCUUAUGGCACAUGGGAGCCAGUCAUCCACAUACUGUUGUGUCCUGAUGCCGCUGACUAUCAGAGGUUGACAGGGCUGUCAAGAAGUGUUUAGGGUCUGGUCCACAGGUAAAUGGGGGCAGUCAGGUGCCUGUUUUGGACCUCAGAGUGAGGUUCUGUCUGUUUUAGGGCUAGUUAGAGCCCAGCAGAGUAUAUGUGGUAAGUGAAACAUGGAGAUGGGCUAUUUCGUAGACAGCAGGCCCAAAGAGCAUCUCUGGCACAUGGCAGAUUUCACAAGGUUGAUUUACUCCCGCACCAGUGCUGUGUGUUUGCGGCUCAAGGGCAAGCAUCAGAAGGUAUAGUGAUGGAGAUGCACUUUGCGCAUUAUCUGCACUAGCCAUAGCCCUGCUAGUCAGGAGACUGCUGCGGCCAUGGGAUUGAGCCAAAGCAGAAACCUCAUUCGCUGGAGAUACGAAUGGAAAUGGGAUGCAGUGCAGACUCCAGCAAUUGUAUGCACGUUAGCCAUAUCAAGCUAACUUUGCAAGCACAGUGGUUAAGGCCGUGGUAUGGUGAGGGAAGACUGCUCAACCAUGCUACCUGUACAUUUUCACAGGCCUGUAGGUCAUGAGCUGUAGACAGUGGGCCAUGUGAAAAACUCAGAGCAUCGAGGGAGACCCCACCAGGCAAGGGACGGAGAGGUGAGUGCCAUACUGAAGAAUAGCAAAAUUUUUAACUAGUUUUGGACAGGGCAGUAAGUGAUAUUUAACAAUCUUAGCAUGCUAAAGAGAAAACCCAACUCUAGCCACAAAGGUUUUAUUCUGAAGAAGUAGGAAAAUUACACUCACUGCAGACAAAGAGCUGAUGGAAGAUUAUAGGAGUCUAUAACAAGCUCUAUAAGGUGGGAGAGAAAGAUUUAUAGCAAAUACAUCAUACAGUCACUUUGUGACUUUUUUGAAAGGUUUUGUCAUGCUUGCACAUGUGCACAUGAAUGUAUCCAACUGAUUGUUACUUCCCCAGUGGUUAGGAGGAGUAGAACUCACCUUUCUGUUGAAUUACUGAAAAUAUGGUGACUGGCUUCACAUGUCUUGGAGGGAUCAUGUAUUAACCAUUGUGUUCGCUGGUUGUUAGCUAUCAUGCAAUAGGCAUAAUUAGCUAGUAGGUGGGAAUUUGGCUAAUUUGGUAGAAAAUGGAGUAAAAAAUGUUCUGUUCUAUUGUACUAUUUAGUAUUUUAUUAAUAUUAAAUUUAAUAAUAAAUAUUUAAUACAAUAUAACUAUUUUAAUUAUGAAUAUCUUUGAAUAUCUUUCUUUUUAGCCUUAAUAUGGGCAUAUCUAAUUUGCUUAACAAAACAACAGCUUCCUAAUUAUUUGUUGUUUGAAUAAAUUAUUUUCAUACUAACACACACGUACACACACUUGUGUGGAGUAUACCACUGUUUUGUUUUUGUUGUCAUCACACUGUUUUUCAUGCAGUUGAUCACAAGGUUUUAAGUGAAUUGUAGCACUGUCUAAGACCAUUACUGUAGUGACUUGGCCAUGAAAAAAAAUUGAAGUAAAGACAAAGCCGUUCAUUGUAUUCAAGUUACUGUAUUCACAUAUGUGUACACUGUGUACUCUAAGCCAAGAUAUCAUGGACACGUGUACGCUGUGUACUCUAAGCCAAGAUAUCAUGCACACGUGUACGUUGUGUACUCUAAGCCAAGAUAUCAUGGACACAGUGGCACCUGAGUCUUGGCUUUUAUUAUGUACCCAUGUGUAAGUAAUGUGAGUAAUUUUUUAAUGGUACAUCAGUGAAAACAGAAAUACCCCUUUCUGAGUGCUGCUGCCAUUCAGCGCUGUGUUUCUGUAUUUACAGUUUACUCUAAGCUGGAUUAGGCCCUCAUAAUCCUAUUAAUACACACAAAUACAUACACACACAAGGCUAUCUGUCAUGUAUUUGCAUCUUUGGCAAAUCGUGACGAGGAGUUGAUAUCGGCCAAUCAGACUGAUUCAUCACUUCAUGCAUGUAAAGGUAAAGUGUCACUGUUUUCCUGUACAACCUCCAACACAGUUCUCCACCAUUCACACACACUCAAUUGCACACACUCUCACACUGUGACCUGCAGAUGUCAGUAUUCUACUUCCAGUCAGAGGAACACACUUUGCUCUGUGUGAUUUAUGUUGUGCUGCCAUAAUGCUAGUUUAAAUAAAGAGUCCAUUGUGUAAUCA